GGCGCCAGGUUGAGCACUGGAGAAGGAUGGAUCGGUGAGGAGGAGGCAGGAGAGUCGCAUCCAGAGGUCCACAGAGAGGAGGGAAGAUGCUCCGCGCGCCAGAUCAGAUAGCCUAUGCAUUUAUGAAAUAUGACAACUCCACGCCUACUACCGGAGAGACGCCUCGCAUAGCCUAUAUUAGCGGUUUCCCUCCAUUUCCGUUGCAGGAUGGCCGGUCAGGUGCUACGUGUGUCUCGGUCCACAUCAUGAGUAGCGCGCGGUGUUGCGUCUGUGUGUCAACUCAGAAGAAAUGCCUUCUCACCCAAGUGAUUUUUUCUCUCUUUUCCUCGGCUGUUGCAUAGUCUACAUCAGCAGGUCGGAUCGCCUUGCUUUUGUGUUUCCGUGGCCACUGAUUGAAUGGCUAUCAUGACUUGUGCCCCCCAGGACUGUGAAGCUACGGAAUCAGGAUGAAAAUCCCCCAUUGUGUGUCCCUUCGACCCCUCAGUAAUUACACCCGGUAAUUAGACUGGGAAUCUCGGUGAAAUGAACUGAUUAAACAAUGCAAAGACCUUCAAUAUAUCGACAUAAAAGACAAAGAUGUUUCCUGGCUGUGAAUGUAUUUAAAUAUUGCAAUGGGGAAGAGUUUGGACUGAAAGACAGAGAGAUUUGAUAACAUAGUGGAAGAGACAGAAGCCUGGAGGUGAAGACAUGGUCAUCACUGAUAGAAACACCGCCACCCCUGUACCUAAAAAGGAGCCUCAGAAGAAGACGAGGAGGAAGUCUCGCCCUCAUGGCCUGCCCUCUCCGGCACUCUGCUGUGCCUGUGGCCUAUGCAUCAUGCUGGCUGGACUCAACAUCACCCUGGUUGGAGCGUUUGCCUUCAGCACGCUGGUGCCUUCUGCCAAUCCCCCUAUCAUCAUCGGACCUAUCCUCCUGCUGGUGGCCUUUUCCUUUUUCGGGGCCUGUUGCGUGUGUAGCCGCCUCCCCCCUCCCCACAGCUCACGGAGGUCUAAGGUGGGCAGCAGAGGUGCAGGGUUGAUGGGACAUGGCGGGCUGGCUGGUGGGGCAACGUUUGAAAUAGAGACCAGCGAGCACACACUGCAGGAUACUACAGCUGUGCAACUAAGCCCCACAUCCUCCCCUGGAUCAUCCCAGGCCUCCAGCCCAGAAAAGGAGACUCCUGACGUGGCCCUACCAGGACACUGCAAUCUUUUCACCAUGGAGACCAACGGCCCUUCUGUUUCCGCCACCGCAGUCUACUCAGCCUCCACAGCGGCAGGAGGGGAGGUGAAGCUCAACCUGCCACGUGAAGAAGUCGCCUAGCAAAGCAGAAUCUCUUCCAAUACCGGAGUGAUACCAGUGUAAAUAUCCUUCUGGGUAGAGGGCUUGCUGAGUGUGAUUGUGUUCUCUAUUUUAUGUAGUGCCAUAUUUCUGGUUGUGAACAGUUCGCUUUUGAUUUUCUUGUUGUGCAGCCAACUGGUAAUUAGCAUGCAAAGUUGAUGAAACAUCCAAGUGUUUGUGGCUCAUAGGUUUUGGAAUUCAAAUUCCUACCUCUCUUGUGCUGUUUUCCUACAGGUCUUUGUUUUUAAAGUAGGGCAAUGAACAGUUUUCGUUUAGAAAUAUAAUAAAAAGUGUCGGAAACCAUGAACAUUUAAAUUCCACUGUUACUCUGGUUUGUUGUAGCCUCAGCGGUCGGCAGUGAUUUCAGAGAGCUGGAUUGAAAAAUAGGAUUGUCUAUUUGUUCUGAAAACUUAAAGAUUAUAUGUGAAAGGUCAACAGUGAACUGUACAGGUACAUUUGUAGUGACAUCUGGCAUUUUGUGUGUCAUUCUCAGUGGUGAACCUGUUUUGGGGGCAUUAGAUAUUAUAGGUCAUAUGGGUCCCAAAGCAAUAUCCUCUCACCUGACAUUACAGUCUCUGCAUUUAUAGUUCUUUUUACAAGUAAGGGAUAACACACUGCUUGUCAGCCAAUACAUUUGUAAUGAACAACAGUGCAUAGAGAACAGUGUGUUACAGUAAAAUAACAUGUAACUGUGUACAAGCGUUACCUGUAGUUUGACAAACAGCUGUCAUCACACCAAUAUUAACACUGUGAAUAUGUUUCUCAGCACAUUGCUUUCUGAUUUCACAUGAAAGCAAUGAAAGCAAUGUAGUCGCAACUCCUCUUUUUUUUUAAACUUUAUUUUGAUUUUUCCAUUCAAAGUUCGGAUAGGUAGGCUACAAAAUCACAAGUAACAUCUCCCAUUGCCACCCCCAUCCAUACCAGGGUCAACAUACAUAAAUACAUACAUCAUACAUCAUACAUACAUACAUACAUCAUACAUACAUACAUACAUACAUUCAUACAUACAUACAUACAUACAUACAUACAUACAUACAGUACAUAUACAUACAGUACAUGCAUACAUACAUACAUACAAACACAUACAUACAUACAUGCAUACAUACAUACAUGCAUACAUACAUACAUGCAUACAUACAUACAGUACAUACAUACACACAUACAUACAAACAUACAUACAUACAUUCAUACAUACAUACAUACAUACAUACAUACAUACAUACAUACAUACAUACAUACAUACAUACAUACAUACACUACCGGUCAAAAGUUUGGGGUCACUUCGAAUUUUCCAUUGCACUCCAUUAUAGACAGAAUACCAGCUGAGAUCGGUUGCAUUGUUGCAUUUGUGAUGGUAAGGUAAUAGGUUGUUAAGGGUUAAGUGGAAAAAAGUGCUUGUUUGCCUAAAGGUUCCCUGCUACACAAAAACUGUUUUUACUUGCAUUUUUUGAAAUAUUUUAGGUCCAUAUGUGUUUGUGUUAAGUUGUGAAUGUGAAAAUGAACUGCUACCUCCUCUGUCAGCUCUAGCCACUGAAUGAGUGGAGAAAUCAGGCCAAUUACAAAAGCUGGUCAGUCUGAUGUCAUGUUGCCUUAGCUUAUUACUAGAGAUAGUUAUUCAUGAGAUGGCUGGGUAACAGAUAUUGAUUGCCAGGCUCUCAUUGGCUAGCUGUUAGCCAAUCAGACUCAAGCAGCUUAGCUCAUUGAAUAUGAAUGAGAAUUGGAACAAAUCGAGUCUUCUUGGAGGCUUUGUUUACCACACUAGAAUGGCUUGAAACCAGGUAAACAGGGCAUUUUUUGUUAAAGAGUCCAUAGCAGAACUUCAGACAAUCCCACAAAUGUAAUGAAAAAUUUAUGGAGGGGCACCUUUAAGAUGGAAUUGUCUUCUGAAUUGUUUCCAGAGUCUAAGGGAUUUUUUACAUUGGUAUUUGCAGUGUAGACACCCAGACUUAAUAGAGGUAAUGGAGAAGUCAAUAGCAACCAAGUCGGAAAAAGCGGUAAUCCAGCAAGGUAAUUUAGACGUGUUUGCACAAAUUAUGAUGUAAAUUGGGUAGACUUAGUUCACCUUUCGGUUUUGACCUUUCCAGAUAUAUCUUUUCGCACACAUGGAUUAGAUUUAUUCCAAAUAAACGUAGAGAUAUAUAUGCCCAUUUGUUUAAAAAAUGAUUUGUGUUAAAAAAUGGGGAUAUAAGAAUCUUCUCAUUUUUAACAGAAUUAGUGUGCCCUGCUGAAAAAUAGGGAGUCAAAUCACAGUUUUAAGGUCAAGCUCAUCAUGCUAUUUCAUAUACAUUCAUAUAUGUAUAUAUAAGUGAAAUUCAGUUUAAUUCAUGAUCCAAGUGGAAUAGGACACUGACUGUACCUCACCGUAAGGCAUUGAAAUGUCCCUAUGAUGAUUCUUUUCAUCAUGAAUUUGAAAUUACAGUGAGACCCCACAAAAGAAUGUUUUACACAUGUGAAUUUCACAUUAUUGAAUUCUUAUUUUUUUAUGUCCGGUACAAGACAAACUAACUUCACAUUCAGAAGAAGUUAAUCUCCACUGGACCUUGUGUACACAAUAUGGGGGAGCAAAGAAGUCUGACAGAGUUUAGAUAUCAGAUUGCAUAAAAGAGUAACUGUUUCCUGUCACUGUGAUGUCUUCUUGUCAGUUAUGAACUCGACUGGUCAAAAGAGGUAGUCAAACCCUGAUUUCCUUUGAAAGGAAAGUUGCCUUAGACUGAGAUAUCAGAAUCAAACUAAUGAGGGCUAUAACAAAAGUGCACAAUAGCAUUUAGCUUCAGAAAGCCUUUGUUUGGCUCUGGAUUUCUAUUCCAUAUUGUAAAAAAAAAAGUCUCAACACGUUUUCUGUUUGUGUGGGUAUAACAAAUGCAUGCAAAUGGCUUAAAUGUUUCAUGUCAGCAGAUGUUUAUAUAUAUAGAGUGAACACCUGCAUACAGAUACACAGUCCAGUGACCAAAGCAUUACCAUAUACAGUGUUUACCUUCAUUACUUGGGACACAGCUCCUCAAAUGGACCAGUUGCUCUUUCAAAGCUCUCUCUCGUGCUAAGCUUAAUUUUUGCAAGUUCAGAGAACUGAAUCAUGGAAAUGUGAACAUCCUGUUGUGAAGUAUUGGUGUUAUCUGUGUAUUUUAAUUUCUGUAGCACUUCUACAAAAAAAUGAAAAUCUAGAAAAUAUAAAGGAUAAUAUUUUUGUGAAGAUUAUAAUUUGUUUAUUUUUUAAAGAAAAGCAGCGUUACAAAUGUGAAUCUUUCAGAAGAUACAAAUAAAAAAAGCUCUUUCAGUAGAACACGAGGUUGCUCAUUGUGUACGUGUGGCAUGACACUGUUCUUGCUAGAUUGCAUUUUGUGUCGUGUAAAAUGAAUAAAAAUGUCCAACUGGG
Messenger RNA from Etheostoma spectabile (orangethroat darter), 4693 nucleotides. RefSeq names its product transmembrane protein 275a (gene tmem275a). NCBI's taxonomy places the organism in Eukaryota, Metazoa, Chordata, Actinopteri, Perciformes, Percidae. The record is from RefSeq and is a predicted model, not a curated record. Bases 688 to 1302 code for a protein of 204 amino acids. The transcript is spliced from 2 exons.